Hermetia illucens (black soldier fly) is the source of this 1222-nucleotide messenger RNA. Its product is annotated as WW domain-containing protein tag-325-like. Lineage: Eukaryota; Metazoa; Arthropoda; Insecta; Diptera; Stratiomyidae. Bases 201 to 1070 code for a protein of 289 amino acids. The transcript is spliced from 5 exons. The record is from RefSeq and is a predicted model, not a curated record. Gene Ontology annotation, biological process: signal transduction.
CCAAAUUUUUUUAUCACGAAAUUUUACUGAUAAGUCGCAUUCCCGCGAUAAGAACCAUUUUGGCAGUCAGAUGAGUACGGAACUUCAUAAAGCAAGGCUAGUGGAUCAAACGUAGUGUGAAAUGAUAUUAGAUUUGUGAUUGCGUAGAAUAUAUAAGUAUAUUCAAAGAAGGGAAGAUAAGAAUUUUUACUUAUGCCAACAUGAAUUGCCUCGGUGACUCGCGAAAAGACUUAGCCGGCGACAGAUAUUCGAAAUCCACUGGUAAUCUCCACGACACGCUAAUGGCUGAAUUACAAACGCGCCUUCAAAAAGCCGAAGUGAAAUCAUGUGAAAAUCUAAUAUCUGAUCGUGAACCUGUUGUGAAACAUUUAAUGAAGAAAAGUCAAUCCUUCCGGUCCGAGAAACCAACCACGAAACUCAAGAAAAGUGAAACUUUCUCCGCUUCUCCCAAAGGAAAUGGUACUAUCUAUGGAACCAAACUUUCUGGCAACCAAAUGGACUAUGUUUUUAAAAAUGUACCAAAAUUCCUAGUGGAAUGUUGCAAGCGUAUCGAAGGACGAAUGGAUCAGUUAGACGAAGUCCAAGGAGUGUACAGAGUCCCGGGAGAAUUCAGUAAAAUCCACAAAAUCGGAAGAAAGGUUGUGAAAGGUGAUUUCGACUAUCUCGAUUCAGUUGACUGUGUGAAUAUUCUGGCUGGAGCUGUUAAGUUAUUCCUGCGGGAAAGCCAGACACCGCUGGUAUCUAGUGAGGAAAUUCAACAGGAAGUUAAUCGAGAGAAAUGGUGUAGCUCAUCAGAUAAGGCUAAAUGUGAUAAUUUAAGGAUGUUCUUUACGAAUUUAGAUCCUGUUAGAAAAGGAACUCUGGAAUACAUUCUGAGGCACUUGAAAAGACUCUGUGAUACAUAUCCGGAAAAAUUGAACUCUAAAAACUUUGCAAUAAGCAUUGGACCAGCGAUAAUUCAUAUAAACAGUAAAGCUUGCCUGAACGUUACAGAUACUUUGAUAGAACAUGAUAUUCUGAAUGAUUACCUGGAAUUCAUGAUUGAUAAUUGCUUCGAAAUAUUCAAGUGAGCUACCGUAGCAUAGAAGCAGGAGAGUGUAAAUCAGGAUGAUGACUAUGGUGAAGAGUUGAUAUUAGAGACGACUUUAUAAGUAUCAUUUUAAUUAAGGACAAAUUUCAAUGUGAUGAUCAAUAAAACUUACAGUACAAAAUGAUUUUCCAG